Molecule: messenger RNA, 834 nt
Organism: Brassica oleracea var. oleracea
Lineage: Eukaryota; Viridiplantae; Streptophyta; Magnoliopsida; Brassicales; Brassicaceae
Product: ethylene-responsive transcription factor 13
Exons: 1
Coding region: 47-742 (231 amino acids)
Biological process (GO): regulation of DNA-templated transcription; ethylene-activated signaling pathway
Molecular function (GO): DNA binding; DNA-binding transcription factor activity
Source: RefSeq, a predicted model, not a curated record
CCCUUUCACUCUCUAAACCCACUCUCAAGCCCUAACUACGCCAACAAUGUCAGGUUUUGAUUACAACGACUCAACAAACUCAGCUGAUUCCGUCAAUAACGGCGUUAACACACCCGUUUUCUACCGGAACCCUAGUUUCAGCAACGUCAUCUUAAACGACAACUGGAGCGACUUGCCGUUAAGCGUCGACGACUCUCAAGACAUGGCCAUUUACAACACUCUCCGUGACGCCGUUAGCUCCGGCUGGACACCCACCGUUCCUCCCGUCUCAUCUCCGGUGGCUACGGCCCAAGUUUCCGUGAGAGAUGAGAAACCGGAGACUGUGGUUGCGUCGGAGGCGAGUGGUUCCAACGCUCCGCCGAGGCAAAAGGGAAUGCAGUACAGGGGAGUGAGGAGGAGGCCGUGGGGGAAGUUCGCCGCGGAGAUAAGGGAUCCAAAGAAGAACGGAGCUAGGGUUUGGCUCGGGACUUACGAGACGCCGGAAGACGCGGCGGUGGCUUACGACCGAGCAGCGUUUCAGCUCAAGGGGUCAAAAGCUAAGCUUAACUUUCCACAUUUGAUUGGUACUUGUAAGUAUGAGCCGGUUAGGAUCAGGCCUCGCCGCCGUUCGCCGGAACCGUCAGUCUCCGAUUAUUCAUCGUCGGAGCAGAAGAGUGUAGGUCACGUUGAAGACGGUGAAUCUAGCUUGGUUGUCUCGGAUUUGGAUUUCACUGUGGAUCAAUCGGCUUAUACGUAUUUUUGACAAUCAGCAAUGAUUUAAUAAAGCUUUUAAAUAAAAUUUAAUUAAUGUAUAAGAGGUUUGCUUAUUGGAAUGGAUAAUGUGAUAGAAUCUCA